CAGCAAGAAAACACACACGAGCCUGGACGACUUGCACUGAGCUCUGGAAACCAUGAGAACGAAGUGCAGAAACCUCGGAGAUGCGAGGUUGAAAUCACUUUUUAUUGGAUACUGCCUUGCAUUUAACACUUUUUCCAUACGCGUCCGCGGCCAAGAGGGUGAUGGCUGUGGACAUACACUGCUGGGCACAGAGUCUGGCACCUUGGCCUCACAGAACUACCCGAACACGUAUCCCAGUAACACCUGGUGCAAGUGGAAGCUUCGUGUCCCAGAAGGCCGCACACUGCGACUUCUUUUUGGGGAUUUUGACAUCGAAAGCAGCUCCGGUUGCAGCAACGGCUCUCUGGUGAUCACAGAUAAAAAUGGGCAUCCCAGCCUAGGUCCGGUGUGUGGGCGGCUUAAUGCGUCGCAAAAGAAUAUGACACUCGCUAGCAACGAAGUGACAAUAACCUUCAAGUCGCGGACGCAUCGGUCUGGGCGGGGGUUUCUACUGUCCUACGCCACAGGCCUCUAUCCAGAUAUUAUCUCUUGUUUACAACGAGGGUCUCAUUUUAGCUCACCGCAUUUGAGUGUUUACUGCCCAGCCGGGUGCAAAAACGUGACGGGAGACGUUUGGGGAAGUUCCGACCAGGGCUACAGAGAUACGUCGGUGCUGUGCAAGUCUGCCGUGCACGCCGGAGCAAUGUCCGACAGUCUCGGAGGCCGCGUGAGCGUGAGCCGUGGGAGGAGCCUCACGCUCUACGAGUCCACUUUUUCCAAUGGGAUCCUUUCUAAAAUGGGGUCAUUAUCUGAAAAGAAGCUGGUGUUCACUCAAGAAUGCAACAACAUCCUGGCGGUGCACGGUUUAAACGCCUCAUCUUUUGGAGACAAAGAGAGCCGAGAGCACAAGAUGUCCUGGUCCACCAGAAGCGUGCAUUCUGAACACGAGGGCCUCGUCUGGACCGCACAGCGGAAUGAUCCGUCGCCCUGGGUGGAGUUUGGACUCCCUGACAAAAGCUCUAUAACAGGUGUGAUCACAACCGGAUCUAGCGAGAACCACAUCAAAUCCUACGUCCUCGUUUUUAGCAGAGACAGAAAGAACUGGAAAGUUUACAAAGAUGCUGUCAGCAAAGACGAAAAGGUGUUUGAGUCCUAUGCGGACGGUCACCUGAGGGUGGUAAACAGCCUUUUUCCUCCCGCCGUGGCUCGCUUCAUCCGCGUGCGGCCUCGGAGCUGGGGCGGCCGAGCCUCAGCUCGGCUCCAAAUCCUGGGCUGCCCCUUCAAGGUCACGCCGAGGUCUCGCUCACCUGAAGAAUCUCUGCCUGGCAAAUCUAAUGCAGUGACUCCAAACACAUCGCCCGCUCCCACAGAGGGCCCCGUUUUAGUGGAGUCCAGGCAGAGAUCCAGCCAACCAGUCAUCAUCGCAGUGGGACUGGUCCUGGGACUCAUCAUGUGCUUCGGUUGUUUGUUGGCUGGAAUCUGGUGGAAGAGAAGGAAAAAGGCUUCCCAAAUGAAGUACUCCGUGCCAACAACAGGUUGCCAGAGUUUCCAGGUGAAGACUCUCCCGUGUCCUCCCUCAGAGCUCAUCUCGUACCCUCUGGAGCGACAUAUCCACGACGACCUCCCGACCCCCACUCUCAAUGACUAUGCGCAGCCCGCCAUUGGACAGAAGGUGGGCUCUACAUUUCGGCCCGGCUCAAACGAGGGCUACACGGUCCCGUUUAUGUUCAACCACUACGACUCCCCUGGCAACCUGCCAGAGUAUGCAGAGCCGCUUCCGCCAGAGCCCGAAUACGCCACCCCGUUCGGCGAGCAGGAACCUUCCCCCUCAGCGGGGGGGCCUCACGGCAACACGCGCGGGCCCCCCAGUAGCUACGACUGCCCCUCCCACAGGAUGCUCGACAACGGCUACUGCACUCCCGCCCUCCACGCCAACGCACCACGACCUCCCAGCGCCGUCUACGCCGAGCCAAAAUCAUCAUGUUACUCUUUACUGCAGAGGUACGAGGAACCUUUGUGAGAGGAACUCUCAAGAACCGGGAUGGACUGGGUUGUCCAAAGUGGACCAAAGCUGACACAGCGGAAUCUCCAAUGACGCAAGUCCCCAAAGUGGAGCUUGACGUGGGAGCCGUAACACACUGCUGUGUAUCUGAAAGGAGAACAAUGUGUAAAUACACUGUUGCACAAAGACAAUAUGACCAUAUUUCAUGUAU
This is a messenger RNA of Phycodurus eques (leafy seadragon), 2192 nucleotides long. RefSeq names its product discoidin, CUB and LCCL domain-containing protein 1. The transcript has 15 exons. The record is from RefSeq and is a predicted model, not a curated record. Lineage: Eukaryota; Metazoa; Chordata; Actinopteri; Syngnathiformes; Syngnathidae. The coding region runs from base 53 to 1999 and encodes 648 amino acids.